AUGACAUCCAGCGAGCCAGUCGUGGGGCAAGCCACCAAGAUACCCAUUCUCCUGCUUAAGACCCGAUCGAGCCCCGGCGAUUCAUACGAAAACCUCUUCUCAGAGUCCGAUGCUAAUGGAAUUGGCUUUGAGCCUGAGUUCGUGCCCGUUCUGCUGCAUCAAUUCCAUGAUGAGGGCAUGAAAGAGGUCGCAGCGCUACUCCGUGGGCGUCGCAUUGGAAACAAGGAACAUCAUGAAUACGGUGGCUUGAUUUUUACCUCACAGCGCGCUGUCGAAGCUUUCGUAAAGCUUGUUGAGGAUGGAAAAGCCGACGACGCCACCAAUUCGACAGGAACAACAUCAUGGCCUCACCUCCAGAACGUCCCCGUUUACAGUGUCGGCCCCGCCACAACCCGCGCCCUUGCCGCCGUUCCCCAGGAUCCUCCUCCUCAAGUCUUCGGUAGCCACACAGGCAACGGCGCCGCGUUGGCCCCCUACAUUCUCGCCCACUACUUCGAAUGGUAUCGCGACCAGAACCGCCCUACCCUCCCCCCAUUGCUAUUCCUUGUUGGGGAGACACGCCGCGACAUUAUCCCCAAGACGCUACAGGACGGCGCGCUGCCCGAUACCGAGCGCAUCCGCGUUACAGAGACGGUCGUUUACGGGACGGGCGUCAUGGAGAGAUUUCCUGUCGAUCUGCGCCGAGUUCUUAGCGAGACGCGGGAUGACCCAGUGCGCUGGAUAGUUGUAUUCUCGCCUACAGGCUGCGAUAGCAUGCUCCGCGUGAUGGGCAUUCUAGACGCUGAGACAAAUAAGGUAUAUAAGGGAUACAAGCGGGAUGGGAAGACCUUUAUUGCGACCAUUGGACCUACGACAAGAGAUCACUUGCUGUCUUUUGGCUUCGAGCCGGAUGUAUGCGCUGAGUCGCCGACGCCGCAGGGUGUAUUGGAAGGAAUAAAGCAGUUUAUGACCACGAGACAGAGAUAA
Molecule: messenger RNA, 966 nt
Organism: Fusarium sp. VM40
Lineage: Eukaryota; Fungi; Ascomycota; Sordariomycetes; Hypocreales; Nectriaceae
Source: the annotation of a GenBank genome assembly